Molecule: messenger RNA, 971 nt
Organism: Heterocephalus glaber (naked mole-rat)
Lineage: Eukaryota; Metazoa; Chordata; Mammalia; Rodentia; Bathyergidae
Product: olfactory receptor 7E24-like
Biological process (GO): G protein-coupled receptor signaling pathway
Cellular component (GO): membrane
Molecular function (GO): olfactory receptor activity; G protein-coupled receptor activity
Source: RefSeq, a predicted model, not a curated record
UUUUCUAAUGAAUUUUCUUUUUGAAAAGGUGUUCAAGCAUUAUCAAAACAUAUAAUCUAACAGGAGUCUCAGAAUUCCAACUCAUGGGCUUCUCAGAUGAUCCAGACCAGCAGCCCAUCCUCUUUGGACUGUUCCUGUCCAUGUACCUGGUUACAGUCCUCGGAAAUCUGCUCAUCAUCCUGGCUGUCAGCUCUGACAUCCAUCUCCACACACCCAUGUACUUCUUCCUCUCCAACCUGUCCUUGGCUGACAUUUGUUUCAUCUCCACCACAGUCCCAAAGAUGAUUGUGGACAUCUCAACUCAGAGCAGAGUCAUUUCCUAUGUGUACUGCCUGACACAGAUGUCUCUUUUAAUCCUUUUUGCAAGUAUGGAUGACAUACUCCUGACUGUGAUGGCCUAUGACCGCUUUGUGGCCAUUUGCCACCCCCUGCACUAUGCAGUCAUUAUGAACCCUCGCCUUUGUGUAUUAUUACUUUUGUUUUCUGUCUUUGUUAGCAUUUUGGGCUCCCAGCUACACAUUUUAGUUGCCUUGCAAUUUACCUGCUUCAGGGAUGUAGAAAUUGCUAAUUUCUUCUGUCAUCCUUCUCAAGUCUUUAACCUUUCAUGUUCUGAUACCUUAAUCAAAAUCAUGGUGACAUAUUUUGCUGGAGCCAUAUUUGGCUUUAUUCCCAUGUCAUUGAUCCUUUUCUCUUACUAUAAAAUUGUUUCCACCAUUCUCAAAAUCCCUUCAUCAGAUGGGAGGUACAAAGCCUUUUCCACAUGUAGUUCUCAUGUGUUGGUAGUUUGCUUAUUUUAUGGAACCAGCAUCGGAGUGUACCUUGGAUCAUCCAUAUCAUAUUCUCCUAGGAAGGGUAUGAUGGCCUCAUUAAUGAAUACUGUGGUCACUCCUAUGUUGAAUCCUUUCAUCUACAGCCUGAGGAACAGGGAUAUUAGUAGCACCUUGAGGAGGAUCUACAGAUGGCGAAUAUAA